AUUCUCUUCAUUUUCUCUGAACGAGAAAGACGUGUGAACGGUUAAAUUUUAUUUUUUCGUUUUCUUUAAUGCCAAUUUAAAUCAUAUAAUUAUAAAAAGUGCAUUAUAUUAAUAAAUAAACAAAUUCAUUGAAAAGUUUGUCAAAUUGUUGUGGUAUUUCUACGAAUAAAUUGCUUUUAAUAUAUUUGGAUAAUUGCUAAUUACAAGAAUUAAAUUUAGAGAAAAAAUCUAGCUAGAAGAAAGAUAAAAAUUCAAGGAAAAAUCGAUUUAGAAUAACGACGUAAAAAAGACAGCGUAAAAGUAACAAGACAAAAAGGAAUAAAACAAAAACAAUCGAAACAAAAAAAAACAAAUUACGUUACGAAGAUACUGGUACUUGGGGAAAGAAAAAUUGGGUGGAGAUUCAUUCAUUUUGUUUUUUGUGGUGUCAAGAUUUCUAAUACUGAUUAAAGAGUUAAGAGAUUAAAUAUAUUUAGAAUAACAUGGCUGAUGUAGAAUCUUCAAGUGCUGUCCAACAGCCACCUUCAUCCACUACCAGUGGCCAUAUUAUACCCUUAUUGGCAGCAGCCGAAAUCUUAAAUGAUAAUAAUGCUGUUUUACAGCAACAACAGGCUGUAGCUCAAUCGGCUACCAUAUCCUUGGCCACUGGUACAGCCUCUGGUAUGGCCUCCGCUUUAAUAAGGGCUUCUUCAGCCUCCACUUCGGCUAGUUUGACACAACAACAGAGCCAACAGACAUCGAAUGACAAUAAUGGUUCUGGUAUAUUAAUACAACAACCACAACUACCACCACCAACACGCCAACAACAACGGCUGAAUGCUAACGAACCACUAGCAAAAAAACAAAAACUCGAUCAUCCGUCAACAUCGUCAUCAUUGACGGUGCAAUCAGCUGCUUAUGAGAAACUUGAAACUUUGGGUGGUAGAUUGUGUUGUGCGGUGUGUUUGGAUUUACCCAAGACCGCUAUGUAUCAGUGUCAAAUGGGUCAUUUAAUGUGUGCUGCCUGUUUUACACAUUUAUUAGCUGAUGGACGCUUACGUGAUCAAAUUGCCACUUGUCCCAAUUGUCGUGUGGAAAUUUCUAAAAGUACUGCUUCUCGCAAUUUGGCCGUUGAAAAAGCGGCUUCCGAACUGCCUAGUGAAUGUCAGUUUUGCAACAAAGAAUUUCCUUAUAAAUCUUUAGAUCGUCAUGAACAACACGAGUGUCAAGAUCGACCCACUAAAUGUAAAUAUUCCAGAAUUGGUUGUCAAUGGCGUGGACCAAAUCAUGAAACUACUGAACAUGAACGCAGCUGUUUGCAUCCCACCAAAUCGGGCUAUGAAGUAAUGGCCGCUUUAGAGGCUCACGAUGCUAAAAUCAAAGAAGAAAAGAAAAUGUUCAAUACCCUUAUUGAUCUCUUGAGCUAUGAAAAAAUUAUCUUUAAUGAUUUACAAAUGAAACCCUAUCGUACCGAUGAAUAUGUUCAUAAAUUAUUCUAUGAAACUGCUAGAUUUUCAGCAUUUAAUCAUCAAUGGGUAGUUAAGGCUAGAAUAAAUAAUAGUCAACGUGAUCCACAUCAAUCGAAUGAUAGAACUAUUACCUAUCAGCUUAUCUUAAAAACUAAAACUAGUACUCCCAUGAGUAUACAUUUCUUUGCUUUGAAAGGACCUUUCUCUGAUAUGAAAGUUGGUACACAAAUUUAUAAACAUGAUUUUACAGAACAAAGUACCGAAAGUGAUUAUUAUACUUUACCCUUACCGGAUAGCAAUGAAUGCAAUCGUUUAUUGUCUAAUAAAGGCAUUAAUUUCCGUCUCUUGAUGUUUUUGCUUAAUAAAUAAAUAAAUCUUUAAUAUAAUUCUUAGAUUAGUUUAAUUUUAUUAACUUUAAGCAUUCUUCGUUUUCUUUUAUUUUAUAAUACAAAAAAAAUAUUUUGUUGUCUU
Molecule: messenger RNA, 1919 nt
Organism: Lucilia sericata (common green bottle fly)
Lineage: Eukaryota; Metazoa; Arthropoda; Insecta; Diptera; Calliphoridae
Product: cysteine and histidine-rich protein 1 homolog
Cellular component (GO): nucleus
Source: RefSeq, a predicted model, not a curated record